UCAUCUUAUAAUUCAUAUUAGUAUUAUUAAUUUAUAAUAAGCUUAAUUAAGCUUGCUAGCUAGUUCAUAUAUAUAUAUUGAGCUUCUUUUUAUUAUAUAUAUAUAUAUAUACUAAGCUAGCUUGUUCAUCUUGAGCUUGUACAAUUAUAUGGAGUUAUCAGGAGGUGGAGGAUCAGAUGAUGGAAAGAUGACGAUGACAACGAUGUGUUCUCGAGGACACUGGCGUCCCGGAGAAGAUGAGAAACUCCGGCAGCUUGUUGAGAAGUAUGGCCCUCAGAAUUGGAAUUCCAUUGCUGAAAAGCUUCAAGGAAGAUCAGGAAAGAGUUGUAGAUUGAGGUGGUUUAACCAGCUUGAUCCAAGAAUCAAUAGAAGGCCAUUCACAGAAGAAGAAGAAGAGAGGCUUCUUGCAGCACAUAGAAUCCAUGGCAAUAAAUGGGCUCUAAUUGCAAGGCUUUUCCCUGGAAGAACUGAUAAUGCAGUGAAAAACCAUUGGCAUGUGAUCAUGGCAAGACGACAACGAGAACGAUCGAAGAUUUACAGCAAGAGAAUUCAUGAUCAACAUCAUCAUCACCUUCUUGAAUCCACUUCAAGGAGUUUCGGCUUUUAUUCAGGUUUCGGUGCAGUUAUGCAACUGAAUUAUAAACCGAACUCUUCUCGCGCUGAUGGUUAUGUUUAUGAAGCAAUGAACAAGUUUGAGUUGUUUAGAAUUGGGGAUAGUUCAAGUGGUUUGUUGAAUCUUGGAAGUGAUAAACAGAAAGAACAAGAAGAUGAGUCUUUGCAGCAGAAAAAGGAUGCUCCUUUCAUUGACUUCUUGGGUGUAGGAAUCACCUCAUGAAUCUUUGUCCUUUUAAUUUAAAUAACGUCUUAUAUAAAUUAUAUAUCACGCUUAUAUUCUUGUGAUGAUUGAUGUUCUAUU
Dioscorea cayenensis subsp. rotundata (Guinea yam) is the source of this 916-nucleotide messenger RNA. Its product is annotated as transcription factor MYB52-like. Gene Ontology annotation, biological process: regulation of DNA-templated transcription. The transcript is spliced from 2 exons. The coding region runs from base 149 to 835 and encodes 228 amino acids. Gene Ontology annotation, cellular component: nucleus. The record is from RefSeq and is a predicted model, not a curated record. Gene Ontology annotation, molecular function: DNA-binding transcription factor activity, RNA polymerase II-specific; RNA polymerase II cis-regulatory region sequence-specific DNA binding. NCBI's taxonomy places the organism in Eukaryota, Viridiplantae, Streptophyta, Magnoliopsida, Dioscoreales, Dioscoreaceae.